Molecule: messenger RNA, 1259 nt
Organism: Closterium sp. NIES-67
Lineage: Eukaryota; Viridiplantae; Streptophyta; Zygnematophyceae; Desmidiales; Closteriaceae
Source: the annotation of a GenBank genome assembly
GUUGGUUUCACAAUCCGCCAUCGUAGGCCUGCUAUCAGCAAGCUCACUAGUCUUUCCGCUCACACAUCUGUCUACUAUCCUAGAUUUCACGACCUCCUUACCCAGUUAGUUUCUAGCGCCGGUACUGUGCCAUACGUUGCGUCUUGACCAGAAGCUUUUAUAUUCUAAAAGUUUUGCCGUAGAACGUGCCAGAAUGUCUGCCAGGAGGCGUACUUUGCUGAAGGUCAUCAUUCUUGGCGACAGCGGCGUCGGCAAGACGUCGCUCAUGAACCAAUACGUGAAUAAGAAGUUCAGUGCACAAUAUAAAGCUACCAUUGGUGCCGAUUUUCUAACCAAGGAGGUCCAAGUAGACGACAAGCUUGUAACCAUGCAGAUCUGGGAUACGGCUGGCCAGGAGCGGUUUCAGAGCCUCGGAGUUGCCUUCUACAGGGGUGCGGACUGCUGCGUUCUAGUGUACGACGUCAAUGUCAUGAAGUCGUUUGAGAACCUGGAUAACUGGCGGGAGGAGUUCUUGAUACAGGCCAACCCAGCAGAGCGAGACCUGUUCCCAUUUGUGGUGCUCGGAAACAAGAUCGACGUCGACGGUGGCAACAGCCGAGUUGUGUCAGAGAAGAAGGUGAAGGCGUGGUGUGCGGCCAAGGGCAACAUCCCGUACUUUGAGACGUCCGCCAAGGAGGACUACAACGUGGAGGCGGCCUUCCAGUGCAUUGCCAGAAACGCGCUCAAGAACGAAACCGAGGAGGACUUCUACUUGCCGGACACGAUUGAUGUAAAUGCUGCACGGGCCACCAAGGCGUCAUCAUGUGAAUGCUGACAUGUGCGCUGGACAGGCCCUCCCAUUGCUUGGUUGUCAUUCCCCCAAUGGGAAAAAAGAGAAGUUGUAGACCAGUAUGUGCCAAUCAUCAUAUUCUGAUGUCAACUGUAUAAAUCAUGAAUGGUAGAUACUGUUGGAAAUAUCUCAAGGACUUAAGCUACAAGGGUUCAACUGCCUCAACUUCCGCUGCACUACUCCAAGUCUCAAGUCUCUACAGCUGGGACUUGGUCUCUGCAAAAGAUCCUAAAGGGUUAUUCUCAGCCCAACAGAUACCAUAGAACUUGUACAGCUGUUAUUGUAAGCUCCUGCUGAAUGCAUCUAGGGCAGUGAGGCAGCUCCGCCUUAAACUUGACAAUGCACCUCUGCCAGAAAGGAAUAAUCAGAGUCAGUCAAGUUAGUGCAAAAGCCAUCUGAGAAUGCACGGUACGGUAGACACUCAAUAGAG